Lathyrus oleraceus (garden pea) is the source of this 462-nucleotide messenger RNA. RefSeq names its product probable CCR4-associated factor 1 homolog 9. Gene Ontology annotation, molecular function: nucleic acid binding; poly(A)-specific ribonuclease activity. The transcript has a single exon. Gene Ontology annotation, cellular component: CCR4-NOT complex. NCBI's taxonomy places the organism in Eukaryota, Viridiplantae, Streptophyta, Magnoliopsida, Fabales, Fabaceae. The coding region runs from base 1 to 462 and encodes 153 amino acids. The record is from RefSeq and is a predicted model, not a curated record.
AUGACGGAAAAGAAUUUUUGUAACGGUAUGGAUUCAAUGCAUUUUGCUGAGCUAAUAUUCUUGUCCGGACUUGUUUUCAACAAAACACUUAUGUGGAUCACAUUUAGCUGUGCUUAUGAUUUUGGGUAUUUGGUGAAGAUCUUAAAUCAAAAGAAUUUACUAAACUGUUUAGAGGAUUUUUUAAAUAAUCUAAACUGGUUAGAGGAUUUUUUAAAUAAUGUAGAAGUGUUGUUUGGAAAAAACGUGAUCGAUAUGAAACACAUGAUGAAGUGUUGUCUGGAACGAGUAGCUACUACUCUAAAUGUGAGUCGCGUUGUUGGAAAGUCUCAUCAAGCUGAAUCUGAUAGUUUAUUGAUAAGUCAAACAUUUAGGAAAAUGAUAGAAACUUGUAUUAUCAAUAAGAAAGUUCUAGAUCUUAAAGAUUACGCUGGAGUGUUAUUUGGAUUAGAGAUUCUUGUUUAG